AUGUUUACUUUAGGUGAUAUUUGGCCUUUUGAAUCACAACAAGAUUCGAUAGAAAUAUUCGAAUUACGAAAACAACAAUUACAAAAACAACAAGAAUUACAAUUACAGCAAAAUCAACAAACAUUAAUAGAAAAAGACCACCAAUUAGAACAAAAACUAAAAGAAAAGGACCAACAACAUCAACAAUUACUAAAAGAAAAAGACCAAAUAUUACAACAAUUACAACAACUACAACAACUACAUCAAAAGCAAUCGGAACAACAUCAACAGACAUUAAAAGAAAAAAACCAACAACUACAACAACUACAACAAAAGAAAUCGGAACAAUACCAAACAAUACUAAAAUAUCAAAAAUUAGACCAACAAAAUAAAAAUGAAAUAUUAAUACUACAAAAAAAAAAAAAACAUCUUGCGAAAACUUUAGACCAAGAAAGACAGAGAUGUUAUCGUUAA
Messenger RNA from Dictyostelium purpureum, 453 nucleotides. RefSeq lists its product as uncharacterized. Lineage: Eukaryota; Evosea; Eumycetozoa; Dictyosteliales; Dictyosteliaceae. The transcript has 2 exons. The record is from RefSeq and is a predicted model, not a curated record. The coding region runs from base 1 to 453 and encodes 150 amino acids.